GUAAAGCUCCGAGGGCCGAGGGAGGGAGGGAGGACUCUCCGAAAGCUGCGACUAUCCCUCGGGGCCAUGGACUCGGACGCCAGCCUGGUGUCCAGUCGUCCGUCGUCGCCAGAGCCCGAUGACCUUUUUCUGCCCGCCCGGAGCAAAGGCAGCGGCGGCAGCGGCUUCACGGGAGGCACAGUGUCCUCGUCCACCCCGAGCGACUGCCCGCCAGAGCUGAGCGCAGAGCUGCGCGGCGCCAUGGGCGCGGCGGGCGCGCACCCCGGGGACAAGCUGGGCGGUGGCGGCUUCAAGUCAUCCUCGUCCAGCACGUCGUCGUCCACUUCGUCGGCGGCCGCCUCGUCCACCAAGAAGGACAAGAAGCAGAUGACAGAGCCCGAGCUGCAGCAGCUACGCCUCAAGAUCAACAGCCGCGAGCGCAAGCGCAUGCACGACCUCAACAUCGCCAUGGACGGGCUGCGCGAGGUCAUGCCGUACGCGCACGGCCCGUCGGUGCGCAAGCUCUCCAAGAUCGCCACGCUGCUGCUGGCGCGCAACUACAUCCUCAUGCUCACCAACUCGUUGGAGGAGAUGAAGCGACUGGUGAGCGAGAUCUACGGCGGCCACCACGCGGGCUUCCACCCGUCAGCCUGCGGCGGCCUGGCGCACUCGGCGCCCCUGCCCGCCGCCACGGCGCACCCCGCGGCCGCCGCGCACGCCGCACACCACCCGGCGGUUCACCACCCCAUCCUGCCUCCCGCCGCCGCCGCCGCCGCCGCCGCCGCGGCCGCCGCCGCCGUGUCCAGCGCCUCCCUGCCCGGCUCCGGGUUGUCGUCUGUCGGCUCCAUCCGGCCCCCGCACGGCCUGCUCAAGUCCCCGUCGGCCGCGGCAGCGGCCCCGCUGGGGGGCGGGGGCGGCGGCAGCGGGGGCAGCGGGGGCUUCCAGCACUGGGGCGGCAUGCCCUGCCCCUGCAGCAUGUGCCAGGUGCCGCCGCCGCACCACCACGUGUCGGCCAUGGGCGCCGGCAGCCUGCCGCGCCUCACCUCCGACGCCAAGUGAGCUGGCCCGCGCCGGCGCGAUCUGGCGAGCGGAGGAACCCGGAGGCUGUGGGGAAGCAAGGACUGGCCGGCACCGGG
Messenger RNA from Odobenus rosmarus divergens (Pacific walrus), 1115 nucleotides. RefSeq names its product oligodendrocyte lineage transcription factor 2 (gene OLIG2). Gene Ontology annotation, biological process: oligodendrocyte cell fate specification; regulation of DNA-templated transcription; oligodendrocyte differentiation. The transcript has a single exon. Bases 67 to 1038 code for a protein of 323 amino acids. Gene Ontology annotation, molecular function: protein dimerization activity; DNA-binding transcription factor activity. NCBI's taxonomy places the organism in Eukaryota, Metazoa, Chordata, Mammalia, Carnivora, Odobenidae. The record is from RefSeq and is a predicted model, not a curated record.